AUGUCUUCUUCGCCGGCUGCCAAACGCAGUCUGAAACCCUCUCCGGCCGCAACAAACCCACAGCAGAACACCGCCUUUACCACGUCUGCCGAGCUGCCCACUCUCCAACCUGCUGCACCAGUAGCCCAAGCUCAACCCCAAAGCCAAGCUCAAGAGUCCCUCAUGUCCUUCCCGCGCCCUUCUACGCCUGGAAAUUCCAAGAAGCGCAAAUCGGUAAGCGUGCCGUCCGACCAAAUGGCAGCUACUCCAACUUCCGCGAGUGCUCCCUCGACGAGUACAGCCGCAACGCAGGCCCAGGAAGCCGAUGCGCCUGCUGCACAGGAACCCAAGGCCAAGAAGAGUCGAACCAACACGCCUUGGACACCGGCCGAGGAGCAGAGGCUCAAGGCGAUGAGAGAUGCCGGAAAUAGCUGGAACGAGAUUGCAAAGACAUUUCCUCAGCGAACAGAGGGGAGUGUGAAGAAACACUGGUACAAAGAUAUGCACUACGCCGAGUUUGCUGAAGACGAGAGCGCGGCGCUUCUUGCAGCUAUCAAGGAGUACGACCAGAACAAGUGGAAAGUAAUUGGGCAGAAAGUUGGCAAGCCUGCUAAAGCUUGCGAGCAGUAUGCGAAGGAGCAUUUUGGUGGAAAGGUUUGAGACAGAAACCAACAGGAUAUGCACAUUUCCUGGUUUAGCGGGUUCGAGCUCUCCUUAUGAUACCGGCUCGCUUCCAUAUAUAGAGCACUGCAUGUGCAGACGCUUCUGUCGGCAUCUGCUCGUCGUUUCUUGGAGUCCUCGGAGGCUCGGAUGCGGUCUUGGCUGGGGCGUAUACGAGGUGAACUUCUGCGAAACCCUCUCAAUGAGCAAAAGGCGAAAUCCCCAGCAGCCUUUUAUUUCCUUUGUCUCUUUCCGUCAUGUG
Westerdykella ornata is the source of this 901-nucleotide messenger RNA. RefSeq lists its product as uncharacterized. The record is from RefSeq and is a predicted model, not a curated record. The coding region runs from base 1 to 639 and encodes 212 amino acids. The transcript is spliced from 6 exons. NCBI's taxonomy places the organism in Eukaryota, Fungi, Ascomycota, Dothideomycetes, Pleosporales, Sporormiaceae.